Molecule: messenger RNA, 1575 nt
Organism: Symbiodinium natans
Lineage: Eukaryota; Dinophyceae; Suessiales; Symbiodiniaceae
Source: the annotation of a GenBank genome assembly
AUGGCGCACCGCACCUCCUCCAUGAUUUGGCAAGCCUGGCAAGCCAUGGCCAUUCUUGUAAGCCUGGCGAAUCUGGCGCAUCUGGCGAGGGCAGAUGGUGACUGCUCCAAAUGCUCAUCGAUAGCUGACUGGAACGACAAGCAUUUUGAGAGCUGUAAUUGCUGGGGUGAUCCGCACGUCAGUGACAGCUGGAGCGUCAAUGGAAGAUUUGACUUCCAUGGACUGGGUGUCUACCGUUAUGCGCACAUUGAUGCAUGCGGCGGCGGCUUCAAGAUGGACGCAUUCCAAUGCCAGCACAGGGACUGGAAGCAUGCUGCCGUCUUGUUCGUCGGCAUCGAGCUGAACAAUGGUGCACAAGUUUUUGUGAACGGAACACAGGUGUCCACAACUGGCAAGGUAAGUGUCACGGGAACCACAGGCGAUGGGGAUCUGCUGCAGAUGAGCAAUCCGAGGGAUGGCGUCAACAUUAUGAGCGAUGACUCGUGCAUCCGCAUCAAUGUCAACGCAGUGAACCUUCACGGUGACCUCCAUUAUUCCAAUGGCUUCAAGGUCAGAGUGCCCCAGGACGCCAUCAACGACAAGGGCAUCUGUGGUGCCGCUAAGCAAUGGAAGGAGCACGUGGUGCGCGGGGAGGGCGACUUCAUCUUCUCCAUCGAGCAGUGGCGCUUUAUGUGCGGCAUGUGCAGUGCACUAGGUGGGCUGCACCCGCUAAACUGCCCGUCUCCAUACUUCGGCCAGUUCGAUGCGAGUCCUGGUGGGGAGUUCCUGCGGCCCUUCGAGAAGGAGAACGAGCGCGAGUGCGUCUCCCUCCACGAGGGCGACACUAUCGACAAGCUUCAGGCCAAUGGCCAGAACUCCGUCGUCUACGCCAUCCUGGAAAAGUCCAUGAGCUGCGCGGACUUCUGCCAUGAUCGCAAAAGUCAAUGUGUUGAUGUGAGGGACAACCAAGACUUCGCUCCUUGCAGCUUCACUGACGGCCCGUCGAAGGCCGAUUGUGACUCUACCGAAUACUACGACCUCAACUGCGUUUGCAUGAAGCCGGACCGCUCGGCCCCUGGGCCGGACAGGCGCUACGUUUGUGACGACAAGGUAGAUGCAGCCGGCAAUGCCUUCCAUGUCGAAGAUGCAGUCAAGCUUUGCAAGGCGAAGGCUCCUUUCUUGCACCGCGCCGAAUGGGACCGUCAGGGCUGCAAGAAUGAUGACGAGUGUCGCAUCGACUUCAUCCUUGGAUCAUGCGUAUCAGACGUGUGCAAUGCAGAGCCCAAAAACCGGGUGGCACUCGCCAAGAACGCUGGAGAUCAGGAUCCGCGUCGAGCCCCAAACGAAUCCGCAGAGCGCUGCGUGGCAGACAGGCUGGGCCGUGAACUCUGCCACGAACUGACGCCCGAUGCGGACAGCUGCUCCUGGAACGUCGAGGGUGUGAUGCAAGAGAAGGCCGAGUUCUGCGAGGACCACAUCUGUGAAGAUACCGCAUUGUUGCAGCGUUUCUCGGCAUCUCAGACUGUGACGUCCAAGGAUGCACUCAAGUGUCAAAGUGAUGUCCUGUGUGCCCAUGAGUCCGCGAAUUUCACAUGA